GUCUCCACACUCGGGGCAAGAUGAGUGAUCGUCACCGCUGCGUGACCGCGUCUCCUCGCGACCACCACCAACAUCACCACCAUCCAACAACGAAGAGACGCGAUGUUUAAACAAGUUCCUGCCGUCAUGUCCACCACGCCGAGCGCAGAGGCGUUGGACGCGGACGAGACCGAGGGGUGGACCGCUCUGCCCGACGCGGCUUUGCGGCGAGGCGACGCGCUUGCUCGGCACGGCCGUCUCGACGAGGCCCUGGACGCGUACGCAGCGGCACGUCGCUUGGGUCUUGCGCUGAGCGGCGAGCGCCUGUUCGCCCUGGCAAGGCUCAUGGCCGUGCGCCUUCGUGUCAACAUCAACAACAACAGCAGCAGCAGCAGCAGCAGCUACCACAGCGGGGAGGCAAGCCGGAGAACGAAUCUUGCGCCGUCGGGGAAGCGAGGAGAGGCGGGCACGGCAGGGGCGGUGGGGGGCGUUCGCAUGGUCGGGGUCUGGGUCUCUUGUGAGAUCUGGGUCUCUUGUGAGAUCUGGGUCUCUUGUGAGAUCUGGGUCUCUUGUGAGAUCUGGGUCUCUUGUGAGAUCUGGGUCUCUUGUGAGAUCUGGGUCUCUUGUGAGAUCUGGGUCGGGGUCUGCGGGCUUUGCUGGGUGCCCGGGGUCUGCGUCUCUUGUGGGAUUUGGGUCGGGAUCUGCGUCUCUUGUAGACCCGGUGGCUUGGGGGGAGCUGCGCGCUCUGGGUUGGGGUCAGAAACGAUGUCUGCAGGAGGAGCAGCGGCCGCCUCUGUGUCGGGCCUUUUCGACUGCUGCUUGUGUCGCUUCUGGCUGUCGGAGCCCGUGACCCUGAGCUGCGGCCACAGCUGCUGCAGGAGCUGCGCCGAGCCGCGGGUGGCCGGGGCCGCGUUUGACGAAGCCGCAUCAUCCCGACAACUCGCAGUGGAGGCGUGCGGGACAUGCGGGGCCGUGUCCGCCUGUGCGCCUGGGACGCCGGUCCGUGUGGACGUGCUGCUGGGCGGUCUGCUCGCCAAGUGGUUCCCACGAAGGGCAGAGGCGGCGCAGGUCCGCGUGGAGGCUGCGCGGCUCUUCGCCGUCGGCAAUGAGCUGCGAACGACGCUGGGGAUGUGUGAGCGGGCACUCGCACUCGUUCCAGGUGACGUGGGAGCGCUGGUCAUGGGGUCGAGGGUUCGCUUGGAGAUGGGAGACCCAACUGGCGCUCUCCGUGACGCAGAGCAGGCUUGCCGAGCACAGCCACACAAUGCACAGGCCGUGGUGGCGAGGGGCUGGAGUCUACUGGCACUGGGCCGGCAGGAGGAGGCAGUGGGGGCGCUUCUAAGAGGCCUCGCGCUCGAUGCUACCCAAGAGGCAGCCGCUCGUGCCAUCGGCGAGAUCCUCUCUGAAUGGCUAAGCCCGGUUCCGGAGCAGGUUGGCGUGGCAAGCAGGAGCCUCAAGAGUGGGACCUUCCUUCAGUCACUAGGCAACCAGCCAGUCAAUCAUUGUACAGAGGGUCAGGUAGAAGUUCAUAAGAAGCGGAAGCACUCGGCCUCUGACUCGGACUGCGAUGGAGAGGGUCAACCACCACAUCCAGACUCAGCUGAAUGUGAUUAUAUCAGCGAGGUACGCAGGCAUCGUAUCGACCCAUCGGACCUGGAAUGCUCUCUUUGUAUGAGGCUGCUGUGGGAGCCCGUGACGACACCGUGCGGCCACACGUUCUGCACCGCCUGCCUUGAGCGUAGCCUCGACCACCGGCAUCAGUGCCCACUCUGCAAGGAGGGGCUCGUGGAGUUUUUGGCGCGUGCCGUGUUCACCCGCAACUCAUGCCUGGAAGGGGUGAUGGUUCACUUCCUGGCCGAGGAGAGGCGAGAGAGAGAGCGACAGAAUGCGGAGGAGCGGAAGGAGAUGGCCGGUGAGGUGCCGAUAUUUGUGUGCACCGUGGCAUUCCCGUGGGUGCCGUGCCCCCUGCACGUGUUUGAGGCGCGCUACCGCCUCAUGCUGCGCCGCUGCAUCCGUGAUGGAACUCGCUCGUUCGGCAUGUGCGCCUGGGACCAGCAGCACGGGUUCGCGGAUGUGGGCUGCAUGCUGGAGGUGCGAGGUGUGCACCUGUAUCCAGACGGCCGCUCCCUCGUGAGCGCCGUGGGCGGACGUCGCUUCCAGGUCACGGAGAGGUCAGCCCGGGAUGGCUACAGCACGGCACGCGUGGCUCUGCUGCAUGAUACGCCGGUGCAGGGUGAUGCAGUGCGGGAGCUGUGCCGCCUCCAUGAAGUGGUUCGCACCUGUGCCGAGCGCUGGUUCUCAAAGUUGGAGCCCCGAUACCACGGACGCAUCAGCCAGCACUUCGGGGACAUGCCGCAGACAGAGCCAGACAUCCAGACUAGGCCAGACGGGCCAGCUUGGCUAUGGUGGCUCAUUGCGGUGCUGCCGCUGGAGCCGCGUGUGCAGCUGGGGCUGCUAGGCCUCACGUCCCUGCCGGCGCGCCUCGCGGCCGUUGCACAGCUCUUGGCGUAUACGGUGCGCACGCACGCACCGCAAUCGCUACAGCCAUCGCUACCACAACGACAGCCACGCCAGCAGCAGCAACAACCAAGCCAUCAGCAGCAACAACCAAGCCAUCAGCAACAACUGCAGCAGCAACCAAGCCAGCAACAACCAGAGCAGCUGCAGCAACAAGCGUUGCAGCAACAGCCAAACCAGCAUCAGCCAAGUGGACAACCGCUACAAAUGCUAGAGCCACUGAGCCAGCUUCAAUUUAGUCCGCGAGGGCACCAGCAGGAGCACCAUAAUCGGCAACAACCGUGUCCAUCACAGCAGCAGCCGCCGUGCCAGCAGCAGCAACACCAACACCGGUCACAGCCACAGGGACAGCAGCACCCACAGAAGCAACAACCACACACAGAACCGCAUCACCAGCAGCAGGCGCAGGCAGAUGUUAUGGGAACACCAAGGCUCCAAGGGGAACCCAGCAUUGCUAUGGAGGAGCAACCAACAGCGUCACCAUGGGUGGCAGCGACACAGCAAACACACGUACAGCCGUGGGGCCGGCCCGGUAAACAGCCGCAGGGGAUACAGCCAAAUUCUCCGGCACGGUCUGAUAGUCACCCACAGCAACAGGCAAAGCCCCGUGUGUGCAUACCACCCGAACUGUCAGAGCAACUGACAAAGCGACUGCACACACAACAGCACCCCCUGGACGCCACGAUGUGCACAACUGCACACACAACCAAACUCUCCUCAAAAACAGCCGCACAGUCAAAUACACUCACAACCUCAUGCACGGCCGCACACCUGACCAUGCAAAUGGUCGCACACUCAACCCCGCACAUGACCUCACAGUCUACUGUACAGGCAAUAAGCGAUGCAAAUCCGCAUACGACUGCAACUGCCUGUGCAGUCGCGCGCUCAACUAGUAAUGCAGCUGCACGCGCAACUGCUUAUGCAACGGCACACACAACAGUGCACGCGAAAACCUAUGCAGUUGCUUACACAAAAGUACAAAUAGCAGAAGCAAUGGCACACACAGCAGAGAGUGCACGUUCGACAUCGCACUCAGAUGCAAACUCAGUUGGACACACAGUGAUGCGCGCAGAGGGGCAGGCGAUGGUGUGCCCAGCAACACAAGUAGUUGAACACAAAAGCACAACCAAACACACAGUGACACACAGACCUACACCAACAGCCGAGAACACACAAACCAUGAGACACAAAGCCACACAUACGAUGGCACACAUGGAUACAACCGCCAUCAACAACCACCAAGUGGAUAUACACACAAUUGGACAUGCAACUUCUCAUCCGUCAUCCCACCCAACGGUCCACAUGUACGCGACAUCGCAUACAGACACGCCCACAGAUGCCCACACAGUUGGGCACACAUUUGUGCACACAGCCACAAACACAACACACACAACGGCACACACAAUUGGAAUUCCAGCCACACACCCAACAGCUGGUACAUGCGGACAAACGACUGCGCAAUCAACAUCCAAAUGCACAACAGCCGCCACCCACACUCAUGGAGCAGAAAGAGGUGGUUGUACAGGUGGACAUGAAAAAAGUGAGAACCGCAAACCCUCAGGGUCCUAUGGGGUCACAUGCUCCCACGGAGGACGUGGGGCUGCAGGUGGACGUGGGGCUGCAGGUGGACGUGGUGCUGCAGGUGGACGUGGGGCUACAGGUGGACACAGGGCUAGGAGACCGGGACGUGCAGGAUCAGUACGGAGGUGACGUGGAGCCUCCCCUUGGGCAACGCUCAAUUUGAUAUUUCAUUAGACCUCAUUCAGAGUUCUGCGAGAUGUAUGCCAUUGAUCAUGAACGAUCAUGAACUCCGGGAGAAUGGUUUAUUACACUUUUACACUAAGUAGUUGUGGCCUUGCAGGUAAUUUUUUAAGUUGGUAUUUUAAAAUUGCAUACAAUAGCCUAAUCUGUGAGUGCUGUCACAGGAUCUUUAAAGUCCGAUUAACAGCAGGUGGCAUGUUUCGGUCGAUACUACCCAAUGGAAAUUACUGACCGAGCAGCUGUAAGGGAAGUCGAACAAUGAUGCCGCAUUGACUGACACACUGCUAUGGACAAACCAGUCACCCGAUGUGUGUGUGCAGACUUGCAGCACAUCCAGCUGCUUCAUUACACCAUUGUUGCUGCAUUUGUUGCCGAGGUAAGAUAAGGCAGUUUGCUGACAAAUUACUGAUGUAGUUAUUGUCAUUAUACCUUUGGUGUAAUUUUUACUUGAGUAUGCAUUGGUGUUAAUACCGCCUUUUUGUGCACAGCUCUAAGGAGCCUCCUGUAAAAAAAAAGUAUUUAUUGUUGAAAUUAAUUGAUGCAUAUCUGUUAUUUUUGCAGCAAGUAACCAUAAUUUCUAACCUGCCUGCCUUUUCCACUCUAAACAUCCAAGACACUUGUCGUUUAGAUGCUGGUUUAAGGUACAGGUCAUGUCCCUUAAGCCAGUUUAGUGUAAAAAUAUCAGUUUAAACAGUUGUCUUAAUAUAACAUUUAAAAUCAAAUAGACAGUAACAAUGAGAGGAAGCAUUCCCUGAGUAAAAUCGGAUAUGAUCGAUAAAUGACAUGAGCCAGAGUUUAACCAGUCGAGUUUUUCAGUUCAUCUCAUACCUCCCCUACUUCCAAACCACCUGAGAUGGUCAAGUGGCUCGCAGAGCUCAUUUGGCCAUAUCACCCUUGGGCUGGGCAUGGCUGAAUUAGCUCGAUGGCUAUUUUGGAUUACUGGGCUCUAAGAUACUAGACACCCUGCUGAUAUAAAACAGGGUUCGUGUGUGUACGAGUUUUCAUGGUGUCAGUCCAGUUACUAAUGACUGUGCAAAAUAAAAUACAUUGUAUUAUGAAUUUCA
Lethenteron reissneri (Far Eastern brook lamprey) is the source of this 5321-nucleotide messenger RNA. RefSeq lists its product as uncharacterized. Gene Ontology annotation, molecular function: protein binding; ubiquitin protein ligase activity. The record is from RefSeq and is a predicted model, not a curated record. NCBI's taxonomy places the organism in Eukaryota, Metazoa, Chordata, Hyperoartia, Petromyzontiformes, Petromyzontidae.